This is a messenger RNA of Schistosoma turkestanicum, 1143 nucleotides long. The record is from the annotation of a GenBank genome assembly. Lineage: Eukaryota; Metazoa; Platyhelminthes; Trematoda; Strigeidida; Schistosomatidae.
UUAAUAGUUCAACUUUGAUUUCUUCAACCAAUGGAUCUGAGCAGUCAGAUAAAAUGAUGGAUGCUGCUGCUAUUCCACCAGUUGCUCCUCAACAUGCAGCACACAUUUUUAUACGUUCUAAUUUCACUCGUCCUGCAGUUAGUUUACCAACAGGUUCCAAGCCAGUUGUUGCAGUUCGCUUUUGUCCUCAACCGUUUCAAUUAAGACAAGUUAAUUUAAACUGUCAGAAUGCUACAAAUCAAUAUACUAGUUUGUUUAAUCUUGCAUAUCGAUGGUUGUUUUGUCUAGUCUUAGAAGAUAGUGUUCUGUUUUAUGAUACGCAACAAACUGUACCAUUUGCUCAAGUUUCUCAACUCCAUUAUCAAGCUCUAAAUGAUGCAUCCUGGUCUAAAGAUGGUCAUUUAGUUGUAGUCUGUUCUACUGAUGGUUAUUGCUCUCUGAUUCAUUUUGCUCAUGGUGAACUUGGAGCAUUUUAUCGUGGUACAUUUGGUGCACCUAAUCCACAGCCUGUCGCAGUCGAAAAUAAUGUCAGUGAAUUAGAUAAGUGUUUGAGUAACGAUGUUGAAAUGCUUCCAUCCAAAACAGCAGCGGAUACAAAUAACGGCACUGUCAAGGAGGCAGACAAUUCUCCAAAAACUAAUCUUUCACCUACCUCGGUUCCUAACUCAAAUAAACCAACCACUGAGGCGAAAUUGUCAGAACCAUGCUCUACUAAUAAUCCCACUGUUGUUGAUAGUACCACUGCCGCAUCUAAACCAAAACGACGUGUACAGUUAACCACAUUGGUUUCUUUCGUUGAUGGGAAUAUUACUGGUAACAAUAGAACAGAUGACUCGCAUAAUUCAACAAAUUUAUCAGUUGAUCCUAAUGUUCACUCAACAAAACACAUAUCUCAAAAAAUUUGUGAAAAAGAUGUUAUAGAACUCACGGACGAUUCAACCUCCCAACCAAUGGUAUAGAGUUAUCAUGAUUUCCGGUUGCACUAUUUUUUUAAGAAUGUAGACUUUACAUGGCCGUAUUGCAUUAUUCACCGAUGUCUCAAUAGUUUAUUUCUGUUUCAGGACCCAUUUUUAUUCUAUUUUUCUAUGUAUUCAUUUAUGUAACAAGUUUUUCAAAAACGAAUAAAUCUCCUUCUCUGUCUUA